GGAAAGACUCCCUCGACUUGGUGACAGUACAGAAUUAAAGACAGAAAGAAAGAAAGAGGAUCAUUAGCUACAAAAUAAGAAAGGAAGAGAGAAAGAAAGAAAAAGAAAGGAGGCGAUAAAGACAGGAGAUAGACAGAAUGGCAGUGGGUUGUGUGAGGGUGGCUCUGGCUGUGUUGCUGCAGCUCUCUGUUUGGCUCCCGGUCGCUCUGCAGUGCUCUGUCUCAGAGAUUCAGACAGGUCAGGUGAUUCGGCUCCUCAAUAUAAUGGCCCAAUCAGAGAACAGCAGUGCUGCCAGUGGCUCCACCCCCAAUCCCAGCAUCCUCCUGGCUCUGCGUCUGGCCAGCCAUCAUGACAGUGACACAGAGAGAGGCAUGCUGGCUAGACUGCAGGUUGAUGCAGUGAAGAGAGUCCAAGAAGGCCUCCCCUUCUCCUCAGGCACCGUGGCUCUCUACUGUCUGGCUAUGCAGGCCUCCUGUGCGGACCCGUAUCUAACUCCAGCCCCAGGACUUAAAGGGGGAAAGAAGGCCAUGGACCUCAGAAAACUGCUGGAAAAAAAAACUGAAGGAAGAGAUUGACAAUAUUGAUUCCAAGAACGUUCCCCUCACCAACUAUUAUCAGGUGAGCCUUGACAUACUGGCGCUGUGCAUGAUGGGAAAACCAGUGACAUCACACAGCGUGCAGAGUCUGAUUGAAGCUUCGGAUAACGGAGGAUUUUCAUAUGGAGAGAAAUAUUCAGUGGACACAGCCUCGGUUGCAGUUCUGGCUCUGACCUGCGUGAAGCGCUCUAUCAAGGCCCCUGAUCGUAUGGUUCUGCGUCUGAAAAUACUGAAUGCUCUAAAAUGUCUGAUCAAGAACAUUCUCCAGGAGACAACGAGCGACGGAUUGAUCGGGAACCUUUACAGCACGGGACUGGCCAUGCAGGCCCUGUCAGUCACCUCCACCAACUACGACUGUUCCAGAACUAUCCAGACACUUCUAGAGCGGGCUGGUUCCGGAUCCUUCGAGAACCCCAUGGCUGCUUCUCAGAUCACCCCCUCACUGGAGAACAGAAACUACCUGGAGCUGAACAAGCUAGACUGCAAGGACUUUGAGAAGACACUUGAUGGGUCGGUGCUUCCUCUAGCACCCCCCACUGCCCCGGAGGGUGUAAUCACCGUGCACUACAGAGUGGAGGACGGCAUUCACUACUCCUUCAAUGACAGCAUCGAGGUGACGGUCCCUGUGGGGUCCUCGCUACUGCAGGUCAUGGAGGAGGCGGCCAAGAUAUCACCUGCAAAAUUCAGGUUCACUGUGGAGCAAAGCAGCUGGGGUCCAUUUGUCACCAGUAUCCAAGUUUUAGCUGGGAACACGGAGGAGCGAACAUACUGGCAAUUUCUCACUGGGAGUAACGCUUUGGAUCAAGGAGUUGGUGAUUAUAAGCCGUACGAUGGGGAUUACAUCGUGGCAAAAUUCUCUACAUAUUAACUCUCAGAUUUCCAUCUCAUAAUUCAUGCAUUGUUGGAGGUUGUGUUUAAUUAUCACUUAUUUUAAUCACAUUAUAAUUCUAUGAUUCAGAGGGGUCUGGUAAAGCAUAGGGAAGCAUUGUAAAGCACAGGGAGGUCUGGUAAAGCAUAGGGAAGCAUUGUAAAGCACAGAGAGGUCUGGUAAAGCAUAGGGAAGCAUUGUAAAGCACAGAGAGGUCUGGUAAAGCAUAGGGAAGCAUUCUAAAGCACAGAGAGGUGUGGUAAAGCAUAGGGAAGCAUUGUAAAGCACAGAGAGGUGUGGUAAAGCAUAGGGAAGCAUUGUAAAGCACAGAGAGGUGUGGUAAAGCAUAGGGAAGCAUUGUAAAGCACAGAGAGGUGUGGUAAAGCAUAGGGAAGCAUUGUAAAGCACAGAGAGGUGUGGUAAAGCAUAGGGAAGCAUUGUAAAGCACAGAGAGGUGUGGUAAAGCAUAGGGGAGCAUUGUAAAGCACAGAGAGGUGUGGUAAAGGAUAGGGAAGCAUUGUAAAGCACAGAGAGGUGUGGUAAAGCAUAGGGAAGCAUUGUAAAGCACAGAGAGGUGUGGUAAAGCAUAGGGAAGCAUUGUAAAGCACAGAGAGGUGUGGUAAAGCAUAGGGAAGCAUUGUAAAGCACAGAGAGGUCUGGUAAAGCAUAGGGAAGCAUUGUAAAGCACAGAGAGGUGUGGUAAAGCAUAGGGAAGCAUUGUAAAGCACGGAGAGGUCUGGUAAAGCAUAGGGAAGCAUUGUAAAGCACAGAGAGGUCUGGUAAAGCACAGGGAAGCAUUGUAAAGCACAGAGAGGUCUGGUAAAGCAUAGGGAAGCAUUGUAAAGCACAGAGAGGUCUGGUAAAGGAUAUUUAAAAAUGGCAAAAAAAAAAAAAAUAAUAAAAUAAGCAAGUUAGCAACUUCAAAACUAAAAUGUCUUGUUUUUAUUACUGUCCCCUGCAGAGAUGGAGUCUCUCACCUAUCAAUACUGUGUACCAGCCUGUCAUUAAAU
This is a messenger RNA of Acipenser ruthenus (sterlet), 2474 nucleotides long. Its product is annotated as cobalamin binding intrinsic factor-like. The transcript is spliced from 9 exons. Gene Ontology annotation, biological process: cobalamin transport. Gene Ontology annotation, molecular function: cobalamin binding. Bases 646 to 1464 code for a protein of 272 amino acids. The record is from RefSeq and is a predicted model, not a curated record. NCBI's taxonomy places the organism in Eukaryota, Metazoa, Chordata, Actinopteri, Acipenseriformes, Acipenseridae.